Messenger RNA from Nematostella vectensis (starlet sea anemone), 2440 nucleotides. RefSeq names its product putative ammonium transporter 1. Gene Ontology annotation, biological process: ammonium transmembrane transport; ammonium homeostasis. Gene Ontology annotation, molecular function: ammonium channel activity. The coding region runs from base 58 to 1620 and encodes 520 amino acids. Lineage: Eukaryota; Metazoa; Cnidaria; Anthozoa; Actiniaria; Edwardsiidae. The record is from RefSeq and is a predicted model, not a curated record. The transcript is spliced from 10 exons. Gene Ontology annotation, cellular component: membrane.
GGGGGCUUCGAACCUCUCAAACCCCUACUGAUUACGGUCUGUGAUUGGUUCGGUCACAUGGCGUGGACGAGCCAUAAAAAGCUGCAUGUCUUAAGUGUGCAGCACGGGUGGUUAGUAGGAGCAGUCAGAUGUUUCACUAUGGCCGAGGUCCCGCUAAUAGAAUUCCAAGCUUUAAAACAAGAUUUGGCAACAUACAAAUCAAAUGGCGACCAAUUCUUUUUGAUUAUCAUGGGAUGCCUUGUGUUUUUUAUGCAAUGUGGCUUCGCUUUUCUUGAGGCUGGGUCCGUCCGCUCGAAAAACACCACCAACAUUCUAAUCAAGAAUGUGCUCGAUGUUUUUAUCGGUGCGUUAGGAUACUGGCUCUUUGGAUAUGCAUUCGCUUUUGGAACCAAGAGUAAUGCGUUUAUCGGGGAGUGGGAUUUUGCUCUGUCCUAUCUACCAACCAACAUGUAUUCAUCUUGGUUCUUCCAAUUCGUCUUUGCCGCAACCGCGGCUACUAUUGUCAGCGGCGCCAUGGCCGAGAGAACAGAGUUCAAGACCUAUUUGAUCUACUCGAUUUUCCUGACGGGAUUCAUCUACCCUGUGGUAUCGCACUGGGGAUGGGAUGCCAACGGAUGGCUUAAAAAAGGCGUUUACUACAAUGACGGAAGCAGGACAGAGCACGUCUUCUAUCAGGAUUUUGCCGGCAGCGGUGUGGUUCAUGUUGUUGGAGGGACAUGCGCACUAGUUGGCGCUGCCAUACUCGGACCCAGGAUCGGCCGCUUUGUAAAUGGAGAGCCAGUCACAAUCCCUGGUCACACAGUACCUAUGACCGCAUUGGGGGGAUUCAUCCUGUUCAUGGGGUUUCUCGCCUUCAAUGGCGGCUCGCAAGGCUCUAUCUCUAACGCUGGUGACGCGGAAACCGUUUCUGUAGCUGUCGUCAACACUUUCAUUUCAGGGGCUGCGGGAGCUGUUACAUCACUGCUCAUCAAGAGGAUUAUUCCCGGCGCGGGAAAAAACUGGAGUCUGCUGACCACCAUAAACGGUGCUCUCACUGGAAUGGUUGCCAUCUGUGCUGGUUGUGACGUUGUCCAUCCCUAUGGAGCUUUUGUAAUUGGUCUUCUCGCUGGUGUGACGUACAUCUUGUGGAGCGCUGCCCUGUUAAAAAUGAAGAUCGACGACCCUCUAGACUCUGCUCCAGUGCACAUGGGAGGCGGUACAUGGGGGCUGCUGGCCGCUCCACUCUUCAAUCAUAAAACUGGAGUUCUCUACCGCUGGAGCACACUCUCGUUCCGUCUUUGGGGCUGGAACAUUCUUGGUCUGGUGUCAAUCAUGGCCUGGUCUGCCACCUGCGCUGGCAUCAUGUUUGGGUUCUGCCAUUUGAUUGGGCAACUGCGAGUCUCUGAAGAGAUAGAGAUAAGAGGCCUUGAUGUCCCUAAGCACGGUGAGCCGGCCUACCCCGUAGUAAGUUACGGCGACGGAUGGAACAAGCAGGAAGACCAAGCACUCGGACCUGACGGAUUCCUUGUUAGCUUUGGACGGAUGGACAAGAAUUCCUCAGGCGAGGCCGUUGACGUCGUGUCUAUGCGUAAAUUAGAGGAAAAGGGAAGCCAUGCUGGUCACGUAAACCAAGCAUUCUAAACAGUACCCCCAUCUUUUUGUAUUUUUACUUAUAUGUAGCCAUGAAGCUCACAAGAUGGUGACACACGCCAUAUACAGUGGAUUGAUAAAACGUUGCCGUCAACCAACUUUGCGACUUCACGACAAGCCCGCAUGUAAGCAUGGGUAAAAACCAAUGAAGCGUCAAGCUGCAUAUAUUAGCCACCGCAUAACUUCAGGCUUAGACUCGGUGGCUAAUAUAUGCAGCACUUCGCUUCAUUGGUUUUUACCUUUGCCUACAUGCAGGCUUGUCGCGUAGUAUAGUUGCAAAGAAGGUUGACGACAAAACGUUUUGUCAAUCGAGUGUAUAGCAAUCCAUCUCAUAUGACGGUAACACAAGCUAUAUGUAGCCAUAGACAGCUCACGUGAUGGUCACACAAACCAUAUAUAGCCAAAGAGAUCACAUGAUGGUCACACAAACCAUAUAUAGCCAAACAGCUCACAUGAUAAUAACACAAGCCAUAUACAGUAUAAGCCAGACAGCUCAUGAUAAUAACAUAAGCCACAUAUAGCCAAACAGCUCAUAUGAUAAACAGGCCAUAUAUAGCCAAACAGAUCAUAUGAUAAUGUACACGCCAUAUAUAGCCAAACAGAUCAUACGAUAAUGUACAUGCCAUUUAUAGCCAAACAGCUCACAUAAUAGUUGAGACACGUCGUUUUUACGCACCUUAUGUUUUGCCGCUAAAAUGAUCUAAAAUUAGAUCACCACGGCGUAUUAGGGGGAUGCGUAAAAUACACUGUCCUAUUCAUGUUAUCAAUGACUGUAGAACAGUUUUGUCAUUAAAUAAUAUUAGACGCACAA